Messenger RNA from Didymodactylos carnosus, 1902 nucleotides. The record is from the annotation of a GenBank genome assembly. NCBI's taxonomy places the organism in Eukaryota, Metazoa, Rotifera, Eurotatoria, Philodinida, Philodinidae.
AUGAACACCGUUUCUGUUCUGCAAGAUUUUAAUGCAUGUCAAUUCCUUGUCGCUUUAUCCACUUUAAUAUUUAGUAUUCUUUUUGCAUUUCGCGUACAAACAUUCAUUUUGUGGAGUUACUGGAUUAUAUUUUUACCCCUAUAUAUUUGGAAAACAAUCAUUAUAAUUGGUGCAAUAACUGGAGUGAUCACUUAUUUUCAUGUAUCAGUUGUGCACCGAGAACGCGGUUCACCUGUCCAAUGUCGCGCAUUAUUUUUAAAUUUAAUAACAGCUUCUCUUCUUUUAACUUUUGAAGUAUUAGUUUGUUAUAAUCUGGAACAGUCUACUGUAAAUAAACUAAAAUGGGUCUAUUGUUUUUUACCAUUAAUUAUUUUGUCGAUUGUCUCGGUCUUCAGCUACAUUUGGGCACUAAGACAUGGUCGUGAAUGGGAAAUUUAUGGAUUGUUUGUAGUUAACAUUUUACAAUUUAUAUUUAUCUCAGUUCGAUUAGACAACAGUAUCACAUGGAAUUUUGUUUUUGUGUUUAUUCCCUUGUAUAUUACAAUGGCGGUAGCAAUUAUUUUUAGUAUAUGUCGAUCAAUAUGGAAUAUUAUUCAUCACAGAGAAGCAACAGUUCACCUUCACAAUCUGAAUCACGAUCGUUGUCACCGAAUAUAUCGAAAUUCAAUUGCAAAUAUUUGUAUACUCAUGUUUUUACUCAUUUUUGAGAUUCUUUUGGCACAUUACUUGGAUCAUACGGUCGAUAUUUCAUUUAGUGGCGUAUGUUUACCAUUAUGGUCAGCUUUGAUUGUCCUAAUAUAUACUUCGUUUGGAACUCGUGCACCAUCAAAUUAUUGGUGGUUUGGUCUUCGACAAAAUUUUUGUGAUUGGUUGUUAAAUAUAUUUCCAGUUUUACAAAUUUAUGGUAAUAUUGAAUAUCGUUUCAAUAAUACUUCAACAACACAAUCAUUAUCAUCUAUUCCAAGCAUCGAAGAUACAAUUCGAAACAGCGAUCAUCAUCGUGUAAUUCGUCAAGGACGUUUUCAUUUUUUUAAAAAAUCUUUUUAUAACAAACAACAACAAGAUAAAGAAAAAUCAGAACUUUUAGUUCCAUUUACAGUAAUAACGUCACCGCUUCGAUUUGUUAUUACAUUUUGUCUAUUGAUAUUUACAUUACCAUUUGCAUUGCAAUUAGAUGACUAUAUUCAGAUUAGUUUUUGGUUGGUAUUUCUACCGUUGUAUAUAUGGAAAAUGUUAGUUAUUUUUGGUGCCUUGACGGGUCUAAUCGUCUGGUAUAAAACAGAUCGUAACAGAAAUUUUCGUGAUAAUGACUGUCGUGCUCUCACCAUUUAUUUAUGUAUACAUGUAUUAUUGUUUAUAUUUGAAUUACUUAUUGUGUUUCUCCCAUUUUGGAUCUCGUUGAGUAUUGCCUUAUUAUUUACUAGUUCGAAAUUAAUCAUUGCGAUUGUACACCGAUGUACUCAUCGUCUAAUAGCGUCAAAUCAACGUGAGACCGGUACAACAUCAGACGCAAUUGUUUAUGGCUGUAUAUUUAUUCCAUUUUUGAUAUUUGCUAUACUUCUGGUUGAUCGACUAGACGGAAACAAUAGUUUUUCGUUUUGUAUUAUAUCAAUUCCAUUGUGGAUAACAUUAAUAUCUUGGAUGAUAAUGCCUUUUGGCGCUAGUAAUGCAAAUCCAUGGUGGUUUGGUUUACGACGAGAUAUUUGCGAAUGGACAGUAUCAAAAUGUCCACUAUUACAAUUAUAUGGAAACAAUCAAUAUAAAUUUGUUACGAGAAUGCCUGAUAAUAUAGUCAUAAAUGUUACGAAAAAACAAGAGUCUGAAAGUGUCAACGAGCAUUAUCGAACAUUAACAGCGAAAAAGUUAAAUCAGAAUACAAUGAGUUUAGAAGUACCCGAUUGA